AUGGGAUUGUCCGUGGCACGAAACUAUCUCGGCCCCAAAGGAGUUGCGAGAGCUCACGCUCAUCCUCGGGCAAGCGAGCUCAUCUAUGUGGAGAAGGGAUUUGUGGAGGCCGGCUUUGUGGACACUAACAACAGGCUCUUUGCGAGGAAUUUGACCGCGAGCGAUUUGUUUAUAAUUCCCCGUGGAGUUCUUCACUAUUUGAUCAACAUGGGGGAAGAUCACGCUACAGUUUUGGCCAUUUUAAACAGCGAGAAUCCUUUGUUCCAGAUCCCAUCCUUUUCUUUGUUUGGACCCAAGAUGAGUUACAAGCUAUGGAGUUUCUUACUGAGCACCACGAAGAAAUCCGAGCUUAGGCAGCUAAAGCAUCGACGAGCAGCAUCAACGUGGCCGGAUCGACUGCAAGCCAGCAAGAUCGAGACGAAAGAGCUCUCAUCUGGACGCAACUCAUCGAGCUCAAGAUCUGGAACACUCUUUGCGAGCGAAGGCUAG
This is a messenger RNA of Selaginella moellendorffii, 489 nucleotides long. RefSeq names its product germin-like protein 11-1. Lineage: Eukaryota; Viridiplantae; Streptophyta; Lycopodiopsida; Selaginellales; Selaginellaceae. Gene Ontology annotation, molecular function: manganese ion binding. The transcript has 2 exons. Bases 1 to 489 code for a protein of 162 amino acids. The record is from RefSeq and is a predicted model, not a curated record. Gene Ontology annotation, cellular component: cell wall.